UUAAUUUCAUUUUAGGAAGCAAAGCCUACUAACAAUCUCUUCCCCCAUUGCUCUUGCACAUGAGCAUAAACUGCUAAAGCCCAUUAGGGGUGAAUGCCCUAGGAUUACCCGGCAAGUGGUUCUGACGGAUGGGGUUACUUGCCAAUAGAUUUUACUGGCUAGAGGCUAGUUUAAAGGGCUGUUCUUUAGAAAGGUUCUCUCUAUGUUAUAUAUAAAAAAAUAAAAAUAAAUAAAUAAAUCUCUUCCAAACCCCACGAGAGUGGGAGAGCCUUGUACAUUGGUUACGACCUUUUAGGAACUUUGGGAACACAAUUUUUGUCCUACAUAAUUGAUUUUUUAUAUUUAUUUAUGGCUCACUCGAUAACCAUUUGUUGGGAAGUUGGGAUUAAAAUGUCUAUCAUGAAAUCUAUCCGGCCCUGCCUUGAAUUGCAAAGAGAUAUGAAAGUGAUAAUGGUUAGAGAAGUGUAUGUCAAACUCUGACUGUAAUCUUAUUAUGGCUCUCCUUAGGCCAAGGAGGGAGGUGUUGUUGGACAAAACUGCUUCCCAUGAUGCAGCUAAUUCAGAACUAGAUUUAGAUUCAUUGGGGGUAGUUGUGAAGUUUAUCUAAGUCAGCCAUAAGCUUGAUUUUGGUGACACCAAUUCACGUGCAGGGAUGUUGUGCCUAUCCUAGACACAACCUUGGACAAUUUACUGGGGUGUUUGAAUUUGAACAAAGAAUGGUCUUUGCAGUCUAGAAGAAGAAAGAAAAAAAGAAAACAGAUAUAUAGAGAGAAGGAGACUCUGGAGAGACAGAGUGGAAUUUGAGUUCAAGCAACUUGACAGGGAAGAAAGUGACUUCAUUCUCCGACCUCACAGCACUGCAGUACUUGUUUGAGCUAUAAUUUUAAUAUGGGUGGUGGAAAGGAAAAGCAAAGUGCUAUGGACCAGAGCAAAAAGCUCAAAACAGUUACUCCUAUAUGGAGACCAGUCUGUACACAAGCCGUUUCCGAUGAAGCAUGUAAAUUUGCAGAAUGCUUGGUAAAGGAUGUAAUAGUGGAGUCAGAAGAUGGAAGUCAAGUUCAAGAAGUGCAAUGUAGCACAUCUAGCAUUGUUUCUAAUGUUCAACAUGUUAUGAAGUCAGCAGAAUCGGUGACUGAAAAAACCGACUCAAAUAUCAGUUCCAGCACAGUGCAGUAUAGUGAUGAAGAUAAUAAUGUCUUGGAAGGAGAAUCAGAAAAGCAUUCAAUUUCAGCUGAGGUUGGUGCUUCUCUAAUUCGAUUUAUAGAAGGAAAAGGAGGAUCUACACAGAGAAAGAUUGAAGAAGAGAUGGGAGUUAAAAUUAUAUUUCCGUCAUCCAAGAAGGAUGAUUCUAUUACCAUUGAAGGCCCUUCAAUUGAAAGUGUCAAUAGUGCUUCAGAAAAGAUACAAACUAUAAUUGAUGAGGCAGUUAAAAGCCCAAAUCUCGAAUACUCUCACUUCAUAUCACUUCCAUUGGCUGUACACCCUGAACUGGUUAAUAAGCUUCUGAAUUUUCAGAAUUCCAUAUUGGGGAAUAGUGAUGGUUGCCCAGAUGGGAAUAGGGAUAGUGAUUCAAAUGAAGAUGCUACUGACAAUGAAGUUGGGCACCGGCAGUUAGAUAAACAACCUGAUGUUGCUGUUGAACUCAAAACUGAUGAUGACAAUGAACAUGUUAAAGUGAAUAGGAGUAAAAUACCUCUUGUCAGUUAUGCCCCUAAAGCAUCAAAGUCUUCUCUUUUAUCUGCCGACUUGGGAAUUGACAAAUCCAUAUUCAUUAAACCGAAAACGUUUCACUUGACUGUACUCAUGCUAAAAUUGUGGAACAAGGACCGUGUUAGUGCAGCUGCUGAGGUUUUGCAGAGUAUCUCCUCAAAAGUGAUGGAUGCUUUGGAUAAUCGGCCUGUCUCUAUAAGGCUUAAGGGGCUGGAUUGCAUGAGAGGUUCUUUGGCCAAAGCCCGUGUUCUUUAUGCCCCUGUGGAAGAAAUUGGCAGUGAGGAGAGACUGUUACGUGCUUGUCAAGUCAUUACUGAUGCAUAUGUUGAAGCUGGACUGGUCCUUGAAAAAGAUGCUAAUCAAAAGUUAAAGUUGCAUGCCACUGUGAUGAAUGCGAGGCAUAGAGAAAGGAAGAAAUGGACUAGAAAUGCUGAUUCUUUUGAUGCACGUGGUAUUUUCAAACAGUUUGGAUCAGAGGAAUGGGGGGAGUAUCUUAUCCGUGAAGCUCAUCUUUCACAGAGAUUUACGAUUGAUGAAAAUGGUUACUAUCAUUGUUGUGCUUCAAUACCUUUUCCUGAAAAUAUGCAAGUGAACUGAACCAUUUUCCUAGAUAUCAAUGUGCUUUUCUUUUUAGUAGCAAACCAUGAAUGCAAAAGUUAUUAAGUUACUCUUUGGGAAUUAUUUUAGUAUAUUCUUUUCGUAUGUGCUCUCUUACUUGACUGCUUCCAGACUCCUGGUUCCAGAUUUGUAGUUCUUCAAUGAAUCUAUAUACCAAUUUCCUCUAAUAAAUACUAAAAAUUUUUAACA
This is a messenger RNA of Quercus lobata, 2517 nucleotides long. Its product is annotated as A-kinase anchor protein 7-like. Gene Ontology annotation, molecular function: RNA binding. Gene Ontology annotation, cellular component: nucleus. The record is from RefSeq and is a predicted model, not a curated record. The coding region runs from base 889 to 2307 and encodes 472 amino acids. Lineage: Eukaryota; Viridiplantae; Streptophyta; Magnoliopsida; Fagales; Fagaceae. Gene Ontology annotation, biological process: DNA alkylation repair; regulation of DNA-templated transcription. The transcript has 14 exons.